UGUUUUAGAAUGGAUCGAUAAAUCAGGACAACAAAAUACACUCGUUCCAGACGAAAACGUCGAAAAUGAUAGAUAUCUACAGUUUGAAAUUACUGGCUAAUUUUAAUAUAAACUGAUAGCUGGUUUCAAAGGACAAAAACACUCCUCGAUGAAAAACGACUGGAUGAAAAUAAUAGUCAUCGGUGGGAUGUGUUCUUGCUGAGAAGGCUCACAGCGUCCAUGAUUAGUGCUUAUUCACUACCGAGGACCAGGUGGAGGAGGUAUCAUGGCUGGUAAGGUGAAAUGGGUGACUGACAUAGAGAAGUCUGUGCUCAUCAACAACUUUGAAAAGAGAGGAUGGGUCCAAGUGUCUGACAGUGAGGACUGGAACUUCUACUGGAUGAGUGUCCAGACCAUCAGGAGCGUUUUCAGUGUGGACACUGGUUACCGCCUAUCAGAUGAACAGAUGGUCAACCAUUUCCCCAACCACUACGAGCUGACCCGGAAGGAUCUAAUGAUCAAGAACAUUAAACGGUACCGGAAAGAGCUGGAGAAGGAGGGUAACCCGCUGGCUGAGAAAGAUGAGAACGGCAAAUACCUUCACCUAGACUUCGUUCCUGUGACGUUCAUGCUUCCUGCGGACUAUAACCUGUUUGUGGAAGAGUUCCGGAAGAGUCCAUCCAGCACCUGGAUAAUGAAGCCUUGUGGGAAGGCCCAGGGGAAAGGCAUAUUCCUAAUCAACAAGCUGUCCCAGAUCAAGAAGUGGUCCCGGGACAGCCGGACCUCCACGUUUAUGGCAGCCUCUAGUGGAAAAGAGGCGUAUGUCAUUUCCCUUUACAUCGACAACCCCCUGCUGAUAGGUGGAAAGAAGUUUGACCUGCGUCUCUAUGUGCUUGUGACCACCUACCGCCCGCUGAAGUGCUAUAUGUAUAAACUGGGUUUUUGCAGGUUCUGCACAGUGAAAUAUACUCCCAGCACCAGUGAAUUAGACAACAUGUUUGUGCACCUUACUAAUGUGGCCAUACAGAAACAUGGGGAUGACUAUAAUCACGUCCAUGGGGGGAAAUGGACGGUCAGCAAUCUGCGCCUCUACCUGGAGAGCACCAGGGGAAAGGAGGUGACCAACCGACUGUUCGACCAGAUUCACUGGAUCAUGGUCCAGUCCCUGAAGGCUGUAGCACCAGUCAUGAACAAUGACAAACACUGCUUUGAGUGCUACGGGUAUGACAUCAUCAUUGAUGACAGGCUCAAGCCCUGGCUAAUUGAGGUGAAUGCGUCGCCUUCGCUGACCUCCAGCACAGCCAACGACCGCAUCCUGAAGUACAAUCUGAUGAACGACACGCUGAACAUUGUCACGCCCAACGGGGAGAUCCCAGACUGCCGCUGGAACCGGAGCCCACCCAGGGAGGCACUGGGCAAUUACCAGGUUCUGUACGAUGAGGAGCAGGCUCUGAGUGAGAACACCGAGAGGGACCUGAGAAGCCGCUCUGGUCAGUCCCUGGGGUCAAAGGGCACGAGGGCCAACACCCUGCGUCCCGCGCCAGCCACCUGGAAGUGAUGCGUGCACUCGGGGGUGCAAUGCCACACUCGGCGUCCCAGAAUGCCCCAUCCUUCACUGCUCUUCCGCCCAAGGGAGAGAGUUUGUGAUUGGUGGCCGCUCGGAGGCCAGGCCACUGGUACCGCCCCAGUGGUCUGGCUAUACCCACAAUGCACCAAGAGGGGGAGACAGAGAGAAAGAGAACCUUAGCAUGACUUCACUGAAACCCCCUAUUCCUGCACAGCACAGUAGAGAAAGGCAGAGACGGAAGGGAGAGAAAGGCCGAAGAGGCUCGUAGUACAGUUAAUUAUUUGGUCCAGCGUGCAUGAGUAGCAUGGCAUUUCUCCAGUACGGCAGCACUGAUACUGAAAAGGUUUAUCCCCAUGUUGUAAAAAGCCUUUUAUUAAGCUUUUUCUAUAUAAAUAAGGAUUGCAAGUUAUAAGAGAGUAUGUUUAUGUAUGUUUAUAUGCACUGUUCUACUCGACUGGUUCACUGACUGAGUGAAAGUGUGUAUGUACAUAAUAGGUGUGUGUGUGUGUGUUGAUAAACAGUAGGGUUUCCACCUGGCGAAUUUAUUGACGCACAUAUUUCUGGUGCAUUUCGCAGUUGCGAUUGCAGAACUCACUCUCAAUCACACUCAUGUAUACAUUUAAGCUUCCAAGUAAUCUCUAUUAGUCAAUGUUGCACAAUAAUAGUACACAGCCACCUCCUUCAUUAAGGUUUCUUAUGCCAAACAGUGCAGGUUGUCCAAAGAAGACUGGAAAACCUGGAACUGGAACCAAAGAUUCCAAAUUUUUUUUUUUUUUUUUUAAUUUUUUUUUAACACAUAUUUUACAUGUUACCAUGUAGAAAUGCGUCACGCUGACCUUUUGCUUUAACAUUUAUUAUUUAUAUGAGCAUUCAUGGUCUUUUUGAAUGACCUACUGGUGUAUUGCUGUUUAUUGUGUUUGUCCCUCCAGGCUUGUGUCAGAUGUAGUGUGAACUUCUGUUAAGUCUGGAAUGUUUAACGGAAAGAGCCAACACCAAAUCAGUUGGUUAUGAACAAUGGAGUUAUAUUGUAUUUCGUAUAAGUAUUUAUUUUAUGUAGUAGUGUUUUUUUAUACAAUUUUUUAAAUUGAUUUAACUGCAAUGCUUUCCUUCUGUACUGUGUUUUUUUUGUCUUGAACAAAGCUGGAAAGUCUUACAGAGAGCAUACAAAGAACAUUAGACAUGCAGUUCCCCUGGUGACAGAAGGCCUCCGCUUUAAACACUUGUGGGCUGUGCCCAUAGAAUCAGUCCAGCUCACACAGAGGAGCCACUUCAGUGUGAAAGAAAUCCUGUUUGAUUUUACUCCCAGUUUUAUAAGCAUGUCCUUGCCUGUAUUCUAUAUCCACAGUAUUACACACACUGGCUUUACAAAAUAUACUGGAGUAUAUGUUAGAAUAUAAAGUACAAAAUAGAAAGUUACGUUUGUCAGAAUACAUUGUAUUUAUUAGGAAAUAUAUCAGUUAUCACCACUCUUGAUUGCAAUCAUUAAUCUUUGAAUACUUUAUAGAAUAAAAACUUUUUAACAUUCUGCCAUACAUGUAAUAAAAUUGCUUUCCAUAGAGUGGUGAUGCAUUUUGUAAUAUUGGCUGGACAUUUUGACACUUUUAAUGUUGGAUUCAGUUAUGAGAACAAAUUAUUGAAAUUGACUACAAAUGACAAAGGUAAGAGCUCAUAGCAAACUAUAACAACCCCACCACUCACCUUGUUCCUCCUUCAUGGCUGUACUCCACCUGUCCUUGUGACCUUGCUGACUCUCACCUGUUACGUUGUGUGUUUAAGAUUCCCGGUUCACCUUGUGCAAGCCAGUCAAGCCUUCCAAACCGUAUAACACACAGGAAAAGCUAUACAAGGCUGCUCAUAACGGGUGUGAUCUACAAUUCUGUAUAUUUAAAACAUAGGGUAAACUGCAGUGCCUGUAUCCCUGUUUGAAAUUUAUCUUUGUUGUGAAGUGUAGCAAAAGGUGUCCUGCACCUUUUACUGUGAGAACCACUGACCUUCAACUUAACGUGUGUUAUAGGCCAGUGGUCUGAACUGGGGUUUGGCUUAUAAGUGCACUUGUAAACCGUUUCAGAUUUUUUCUACUUUUGGUGCUUACUUUUUCAUAGAAAUACCUUUGUCAAUGGAAUCAAACUUGGAAUUUUUGGUACAUUUUUAUUCUGCCAAUAUAGUUUAACCCUCCCAAA
Messenger RNA from Conger conger (European conger), 3726 nucleotides. It is a transcript of the gene ttll1, whose product is annotated as tubulin tyrosine ligase-like family, member 1. Gene Ontology annotation, cellular component: cilium. The transcript has 10 exons. The record is from RefSeq and is a predicted model, not a curated record. Gene Ontology annotation, biological process: protein polyglutamylation; microtubule cytoskeleton organization. Lineage: Eukaryota; Metazoa; Chordata; Actinopteri; Anguilliformes; Congridae. Gene Ontology annotation, molecular function: tubulin-glutamic acid ligase activity; tubulin binding. The coding region runs from base 266 to 1537 and encodes 423 amino acids.